Pseudonaja textilis is the source of this 648-nucleotide messenger RNA. The record is from RefSeq and is a predicted model, not a curated record. Lineage: Eukaryota; Metazoa; Chordata; Lepidosauria; Squamata; Elapidae.
CCUCCCAGGCCCCACCCUAUUGCUGACCAGCGACAACAUCAAGCAACAGCUCGGCUCCGCAGCGCUGGACAGCAUCCACGAGUAUCGGUUGUCCAGCUGGCUGGGCCAGCAGGAAGAUGUCCAUCGCAUUGUGCUCUAUCAGUCAGACAGCAGCCUGACGCCCUGGACUCAGCGUUGUAUCCGGCAGGCCGACUGCAUCCUGAUCGUGGGCCUGGGGGAGCAGGAGCCAACUGUUGGAGAGUUGGAACGGAUGCUGGAGAACACGGCGGUCCGAGCUCAGAAGCAACUGAUCUUGUUGCACCGCGAAGACGGGCCUCUUCCUUGCAGGACUGUGGAGUGGCUCAACAUGCGGAGCUGGUGCUCGGCCCACCUUCACCUCCGAUGCCCCCGCCGAGUCUUCUCCCGGAGGAGCCUGCCCAAGCUGAAAGAAAUGUAUGAACGCGUCUUCCAGAAACCAGCCGACAGGCACUCCGACUUUUCCCGGCUAGCCCGCGUCUUGACUGGGAAUGCCGUGGCUUUGGUCCUUGGAGGAGGGGGCGCACGGUAAGAGUGUCUGGGUGCUUUGAAAGGCCUUCUCCUUCUCUGUUAUCUUCUUCUCCUGCUCCUUGACUGUCUUCUCUUUCUUGCUCUUCUUAUCUAUCAUCUCCU